This is a messenger RNA of Brassica napus (rape), 1922 nucleotides long. RefSeq lists its product as uncharacterized. NCBI's taxonomy places the organism in Eukaryota, Viridiplantae, Streptophyta, Magnoliopsida, Brassicales, Brassicaceae. The transcript is spliced from 7 exons. The record is from RefSeq and is a predicted model, not a curated record. Bases 848 to 1879 code for a protein of 343 amino acids.
AGUUUAUAUAAUUUUUUUAUAUUUCUCAAAUAUAAAAUAUCAUAUAAUACAUUAUAAUAUGAUAAAAUUGUAUAAAAUCAUAUUUUAGUACAAAAUUGCUUGUUAAUAAUGUUACAAAAGUAGUGAUAAGAUUGUAUAUAAUAAUAGUAUAGUGAUUUGACUACUUUAUAGUAUUGACUAAAGUGGGUUAGAUUUAGUUGACGUUUAUUUAUUUAUAAAUCCAAGUUUUUGUCUAAUCACAUGUCAUGUCAGCAAGUUUAAAGAUGCUUAAUGAUUAAAAUCAUAUAACUAUUGUGAAAUUAUCUGAGUCACCAUUGUGAAAUAGUGAUCUAAUUAAAUUAUAAUGUUUUCACUUAAUCGUGUUCUUAAAUAAUAAUAUGAUAUAAUAGCCAAUAUAUAUUGUUUUAGUUAAUUCGCUAAAAUAAUUUUAUUUAAAAUUAGAAUACAUAUCUUAUUUAUUCACCAAUUUAGGUGAGUUGACUAUUUCUUGAUGAAUAGUUAACAAAUAAGCAAAAUUGGUUUUAUUCUUUACUAUUCAUUUGGUAACUAAAGAUAUUGACCCAAAAAACACAUAUCAAUUUUUGGUAAGAAUAACUAAAGUGUUUGAAUGUUGACCUCAGACUUUGAAUGGUGACCAUCGUCUCGUCCCGCUCCGCAGUUAACAGUAACAAAAAUCUCUACAUACACUAUAUAUAUACAUUUUUAUAACUGUUAAAACCGCACCACAGUUGAACCGCUUGUCCCGCACCGCUCAAACCGCAGUCACGAUUCGGAGCCUCAAUUGGCUUAUAUAUACACUGAAAAGUAACGUAGAAAUAAUUUGAGAUCAAAUAAGGAAAAUUUAUCAAUGGCAUUACGUCUAGCGUUAUGUCUAUGUGUUUAUCUGCUGUUUACUCAAGGUGCAGAAGGAAGUAUUAAUGAUUUUGAUUGUGUUGAGAUAUACAAACAACCGGCUUUCCAACAUCCAUUGUUGAAAAAUCACAAGAUUCAGGAAACAUUCAGCUCAUAUGAGGAUCAUGAAAAAAGCGACAACUAUGAAAAAAAAGAGCAUUGUCCAAAGGGAACGGUUCCAAUCUUUAGACAACGAAAUGGAUCCGAGAGCUUUCAUUUGAACACAUCCGAUCAUUUGGGUCAACAUUUUGCAACAAUGGAGACCAGUAUGUUAGAUGGAAGUAUCUAUCGAGGAGCUGAGGCUGAAAUAAGUGUUCAUUCUUUAAAUUUGCAAGAUAACCAAUAUAGUAAAGGUCAAAUCUGGUUAGAGAAUGGAUAUUUAGGUCAACUUAAUAGUAUACAAGCUGGUUGGGCGGUGCAUGCAAGAUUGUAUGGUGACAGUGUCACACGGUUUACAAUAUAUUGGACUGGAGAUGGCUAUGGUAAAACUGGGUGCUACAACACACAAUGUCCUGGUUUUGUUGUUUUAAGUCGCAAACCAAUAAUUGGAAAUCCGUUUUCGGGAUCAUCUGUAUAUGGAAAAACAAGCUUUUAUUUUACACUGCAAAUAUUUCAGGAUAUCUCCACAGGAAACUGGGGACUUAAACUAGAUAAUGAAGUAAUUGGUUACUGGCCCAAGGAACUGUUUACAGAGUUAAACAAAGGAGCUUCUCAGGUGAUAUAUGGAGGAAAUACAUUUAUGUCCACCGCUGAGAUAAGCCCUCCGAUGGGAAAUGGAUAUUUUCCAGUUGCAGAUUUUCUAAAGACGGCACACUUUAAAAAUGUCUUCAUUAUAGACUCUAACUACAAAAGAGCUUAUAUUGAAGAAAAAAAGCUAAGACUUUAUGCUGAUUACGUUGAAUGCUUUAGGGUUACAUAUUUAGGUUAUAUCGGAUCUAAUGGAAUGUGUUUCUCUUAUGGAGGACCAGGUGGUAGAUGUAGCUAUUGAUGAGUUCUAUAUGUAUGUGUAUGUACCAACCAAAUUAUAUCAA